Molecule: messenger RNA, 1373 nt
Organism: Scylla paramamosain (green mud crab)
Lineage: Eukaryota; Metazoa; Arthropoda; Malacostraca; Decapoda; Portunidae
Exons: 6
Coding region: 324-653 (109 amino acids)
Source: RefSeq, a predicted model, not a curated record
AAAUAAGGAAACAAAUUUGCGCCUGUCUUUCCCUUCGUUAUGGCAACUCUGUAGACAUCCGUAUGAGGCCACAGUCUGGAACACAUGGUGCCACUCAAACCCCUUCUAUCUCUACAACGAAAGUGGAGAAAAAUGACCGGCCUAUUCAAAUUAUGCCAACAACUUGUAACUGGCCUAGUACUGCGUGCAGGGAAGGCGCAUCACUGCUCAUCUACAUCAAAUACUGCUAGAUUUUCCACCCCCAGAAAAGCGUACCAGCCAGCCUGCCCACCACACCCGAGUCAACAACCACGCUGUCGUCACUGCAGAAAAACACAAUCAACAUGACCCGUUCUCCCCUGAGGAGGUGGAAUUUGAGUAGGGAAAGCUUCAGAAAUGCAGGAAGGAUUAGCGGUGAUGACUGCAGGCUGCCAUCGACCCGCAGAUGCAGGUGGGAGGAGAGGAAAUACCUGAAGAAGUGUUGCAUAUUUGCCAAGAACACCAGGGGACAGUUUAACAAGACACCUGCAAUGGCACCACAAGUUCCUGCCUUUGAAGUGAAGCUUGCUACAGACUCUGCCUUCAAGCUGACAUGGGUUCAAAGGAUUCUCAAGAGUGUUGAGGAUCAGAUACUGACAAGAACUGGCUGGCAUCUUACUGUGUUCAACAGAUAAGAUCACAUGACCUCUCCCACACCCUUGACCUGACCAUGUAACUGGCCAGGACCAUACUGAGGCGAUCUGAGAGUCUCCUAACUUCUCUGCCCCAACCCAGCGGCAGAAAUAGCCCAAGAAGUAGCCCAAAUGUAGCCUGCCAUAAGAGAUAGCCCAGUAGCUAAAAAAAAUAGCCCAAAGAUUAGGUUGCCAAAAAAAUAGCCCAAAGAAUGUGGUUUUUUAUGUUUUAUUUAUUUAGUUUAUUUAUUUUAAUUGUAAAGGAAGUUAAGAAUUUUUUUUUAAGUCAGUCAGUUCUCUAAGUCAAGAAAGGUGUGUGUGUGUGUCAGUCAGUCAGUCAGUCAGUCAGUCAGUCAGUCAGUCAGUCAGUCAGUCAGACAGACAGACAGACAGACAGACAGACAGACUUAUGCCAUUGAGAAAAUGACAUUAAGCUCUAGGCUAUUAAAAGUAGAUUUGAUAUUUGAGAGAGAGAGAGAGAGAGAGAGAGAGAGAGAGAGAGAGAGAGAGAGAGAGAGAGAGAGAGAGAGAGAGAGAUAAUAAUUGUAGUAUGUGUGUGUGAGAAACAUGACUGGCUGCCCAGAUCACCCUUUGAGGCAGCUGAUUGGUUGACAACUUGGUGCUUGUAUCUGAUUGGUCACCAUGACUUAGAUGUGACACAUGAUUGGUUGGAAUUACUACUGUUACUGUUAUUUUUAAGUUCUGACUAAGUGUAAUGGGAAA